GUGUAUAUACUGGCAGAUGCGUUCCGUCAGUCUACAUCGAUCAUGAGUUCAGACGAGCGGGUGAAGUACUGGGACAGCGCGUGGAGCGAAGGCAGAUCACAUUGGCACGCAAAUGAUAUCAACUUCGCCCUGGAAGGCUAUGGACGCCUUCUCCUGCCGGGCCCUCACAGAAGGGUGCUCGUGCCGCUGUGUGGGAAGACCGUCGACAUGAAAUGGUUCUAUGACAACGGCCAUUCUGUGGUAGGAAUCGAAGGCGUUGAGAUGCCGGUCAAGGACUUCUACGAAGAAAAUGGCAUCCCAUACACUACAGAGGAGUUAUCCUGGGGAAAGCUGUACAGUUCGAGUGACCGCAGAUUACAGCUCUACUGCUGCGACCUGUUUGAGGCCAAACCGGAGGAGCUGGGCAAAUUCGACGCAGUUUGGGACAGGGGCUCCCUUGUGGCCAUCUACGAAGAGGACAGAGAGAAAUACAGCCAGUUCAUUAAGUCCGUGCUGGCCCCUGACUUCCGGUACCUGGUGAACCUCGUGCAGUACAAAGCCAAUGAACUGUUCAGCGGACCGCCCAGGAACAUCCCCAACGAGCUCGUCCUUCAACUUUUUGGCGACGUGUGCGAGAUGAACGUGCUCGAGACGGUGAAGUGGGACAAGGAGGAUGGCCCCAUGUAUGAGUAUGGCAGGCAGGAAGUGGUCGUUCUCCUCACUCCGAAGAAAUAGAUCCACAAACAUCAUUUACAAAGGAGAAGAAAAUGAUAUCAUGUUUCUUAAUUCUUUUCUGGUGUAUUUGUUGUAUAUGAAAUGUAUAAAGAUGACUCUUUUAUGUGUUUAAAAGAAACAUUCCUGUAGAUGUACAUACUGUA
This is a messenger RNA of Penaeus vannamei (Pacific white shrimp), 857 nucleotides long. Its product is annotated as thiopurine S-methyltransferase. Gene Ontology annotation, molecular function: thiopurine S-methyltransferase activity. Lineage: Eukaryota; Metazoa; Arthropoda; Malacostraca; Decapoda; Penaeidae. The record is from RefSeq and is a predicted model, not a curated record.